ACCCACAAAGCAAAAAGAAAAAAAAUCCAAAAAGCCAAAAGCCAUCAUCUUCUUCUUCUUCUUCCCAAAAUGAAGGAGGAGCAAAAAUGGCCUCACUACUGGGGCACCACACCGGAGCAAGACUACUACGAUCAGCAGGGGAUCAAAUCCUCCAAAUCCUACUUCACCUCUCCCAGAGGCCUCAGGCUCUUCACCCGCCAAUGGCUUCCCAUCGUCUCUCCUCCACGUGGCCUCAUCUUCAUGGUCCACGGCUACGGCAACGACAUCAGCUGGACUUUUCAGGCCACCGCCAUCUUCCUCGCCCAGAACGGCUUCGCCUGCUUCGCUCUCGACCUCGAAUCCCACGGCCGCUCCCACGGCCUCCGAGCCUUCGUCCCGAACGUCGAUCUCGUCGUCCAAGACUGCCGCUUCUUCUUCAGUUUCGUCAAGCAAAACCCCCAAUACGAAACCCUACCGUCCUUCCUCUACGGCGAGUCGAUGGGCGGCGCGAUCUGUCUUCUGAUCCACUUCGCCGAUCCCGAAGCCUUCCACGGCGCGAUUCUGGUGGCGCCGAUGUGCAAAAUCGCCGACGCCGUCAAGCCCAAGUGGCCGAUCCCUCAGAUACUGACGUUCGUCGCCAAGUUUCUCCCCACACUGGCGGUUGUGCCCACCGGGGACUUGAUGGUCAAAUCGGUCAAGGUCGAGGACAAAAAGGUAAUUGCGGACAUGAAUCCCUCAAGGUACAGAGGGAGGCCCAGAUUGGGUACAGUUCUGGAGCUACUAAGAGUUACAGACCAUGUGAGCCGGAGACUCUGUGAUGUCAGCCUGCCGUUUCUUGUGCUACACGGCAGUGCCGACGUGGUGACCGAUCCUAAUGUGAGCAGAGCUUUGUAUGAAGAAGCAAAGAGUGAGGACAAGACGAUCAAGAUUUACGACGGGAUGAUGCAUUCCUUGUUGUUUGGGGAGACUGAUGAGAAUGUCGAAAUUGUUCGCGGCGACAUUCUGGCUUGGUUGGAUCAGAGGUGCAGAGCAAGAAAUUGAUUCAAAUUGGUACAAGUCUGAAAUUGUAUUUGAUUGAAUAUACUGAAUAAGAAGCAUUAUGUUGUUCUACACUUCUA
Molecule: messenger RNA, 1097 nt
Organism: Rosa chinensis
Lineage: Eukaryota; Viridiplantae; Streptophyta; Magnoliopsida; Rosales; Rosaceae
Product: caffeoylshikimate esterase
Exons: 1
Coding region: 70-1020 (316 amino acids)
Cellular component (GO): membrane
Molecular function (GO): lipase activity
Source: RefSeq, a predicted model, not a curated record